GCAUGCCAGUAUAUCUUGCAAUUGUUAUGCACAGGGUCUGUUGUAUCUCUCCUGAGAAGCGGGUGUCUGAUAGUUCAUACGGCCUCAUCAUCAGCGCGAAACCCGGCCUCCUCGAUCGGAGUCGAUGGGCAUCACUCUUGCUGGAUAGCUCGCAUUGGGAGGUGGAGACCAAUGCGCAUACGCGCGGGGCUUCCAUAUCUAUUGAUGUUGGAAAUCGACGUCGUCCGACGUUGAUACAAAAGGGAAGAGGCCCUCUCGAUUCUAGUCGGAUUGCCUUGCUCAGGUCUAUGUAAAGAACAGCAGGUAUUCUUGCCCACGCGUGAUGGCGACGGCGCGUCAGUCGGCGAUCCUUUUCGUAUGUGCUCUAUUUGAAGGAACAGCAUCAAGAGAUUGAAAUCUGGUGGGGUAUCAGAACCUAAAUGAAAUACCUCCGAGGCGGACUUGUUGACCACUAUGUAUGUCCCAUUGCAUCGUAUGCACCUUUCCGUUCGCUGCCUUGAAGGGUUCACAGCCUACUUUUUCCUGCCU
Messenger RNA from Gloeophyllum trabeum ATCC 11539, 528 nucleotides. RefSeq lists its product as uncharacterized. NCBI's taxonomy places the organism in Eukaryota, Fungi, Basidiomycota, Agaricomycetes, Gloeophyllales, Gloeophyllaceae. The record is from RefSeq and is a predicted model, not a curated record. The transcript is spliced from 2 exons. The annotation marks the transcript as partial.